AUGGCGAGUUCUUUCAGUGUCGUCACUUUCAGUAUUCUUGUAGCUCUCCUUCAGUCACAUUUCCUGAUUGUAUCUCCCUGCAUGUCCUGCAUCAGUCCAUGGACAAGUUUUGGGAAUCAUUGCUACCGUCUUGUGACAGAUGCCAAGACCUUUGUUGAAGCUGAGCAGUAUUGCCAGAGUCUGUCACGCCUUGGCAAACCAUCUUAUCUGGCGUCCAUUUUGAGCCAAGAGGAAUACGAUUUCCUCGUCCUGCUCAUAAAAUCCGUUUACGGGGAAAGCGGCAUGAAAACCUGGUUCGGCUACCGCAAGGACGGAUCCGGUAGCUUUGCCUGGCUCGACGGCAGUCCAUCCGGAGGGUACACCAACUGGUACGCGGCUCAACCCAGUGGCGACGGAGAUUGUGUUGAGUUUCUAGAUACUACAGGUGAUUUCAACUUCUUGUGGAAUGACAUGCCAUGUUACGAACGCAGAAGAUCCGUCUGUAAAAUAGCAACCAGGUUCUGA
Asterias rubens (European starfish) is the source of this 504-nucleotide messenger RNA. RefSeq names its product echinoidin-like. Gene Ontology annotation, molecular function: signaling receptor activity. The transcript has a single exon. The record is from RefSeq and is a predicted model, not a curated record. Lineage: Eukaryota; Metazoa; Echinodermata; Asteroidea; Forcipulatida; Asteriidae. The coding region runs from base 1 to 504 and encodes 167 amino acids.